AUGGGAGAAAAUCCCAGUUGGGUACUUCAAUCUGGUUGCUACUCCCCAACUCGCCUCCGCAGUCCUGUUGACUACGACUUUCCGGGAGAUAGAUUUAUACCCAAUAGGAGCCUGAUGGAUCUUGAUCAUGCCAAGAGUUUAUUGACAAACAGGACUAAAGAGUUGGAAAAGCCCAAAUACAGUGAGGAGUACAGCAGGAAAUUAAAGGAGAAUCUGACUCUAGAUGUUGAAGGAAGGCCCUACAGAAUGCUAGUCUUCAGGGGAAGCCCCAAAUCCAGCAGAAAAUCCUCGCGCCUUAUUGAUGAAAUGCGGAGAAGUGACGAGGACACAACAAAUACUAGGGAUUCUAAUAAAAAUCGAUCCUUCCCAAAGAAAGAAAGUCUUGUUUUGGAUGCACCAAACUUGAGUGAUGAUUUCUAUAUGAAUGUCUUGGAUUGGGGAAGUGGUAAUUUGAUUGCUGUUGCUUUGGGCUCAGCCUUAUACACCUGGAAUCCUAGUAACAGAGCAAUUCAUAAAUUAUUGGACGUGGACAGUCAAUGUGAUUAUCCUACAAGUCUAGCCUGGUCGGGGGAUGCCAGAAAGAUUGCUGUUGGACAUAUGUGCUCUGACGUACAGCUCUGGGAUGCCGAGACUUCAAAGCUCGUUAGAAGCCUAAGAGGCCAUCAGAAUAAAGUGGUAUCUGUAGAAUGGAAUGGUCACAUCUUAACAUCUGGAGGCAAUGACAAAGCUAUUAUUAACCAUGAUGUAAGAGCUAAGAAGAGUUUGACAUGCUACUUGAGAGUACACACUAGGGGUGUCUGUAGUUUGAAAUGGUCAAGAAGAAGCAACAUUCUAGCAAGUGGGGGAGAUGACAACCUUGUCUACAUCUGGAACGCAUCUAAGAUGAGCUCAUCACACUACAUGUAUCGCUUGAAUGCUCACAGUGCUGCGGUCAAGGCCCUUGCUUGGUGCCCGUAUAAUAGUGAUGUCCUAGCUUCUGGAGGAGGGCUUCUUGAUGGCAGUCUCAAGUUAUGGAAUGUGCAGAAAGGAGUUUGCAUUAACAGCAUAAAUACUCAUGCCCAGGUAUGUGCGUUGCAAUGGAACAGGCAUCAGAAAGAGAUACUGAGUGGGCAUGGGUUUAGCUGGGGAAACACUGACUGUGGAAAUCAGCUCUGCUUGUGGAAGUAUCCUUCUAUGUCCAAAAUAGGAGGGUCAAGCAAAAGCGAUUCCAGAGUUCUCCAUCUUACUCAGAGCCCAGAUGGAUUAAGAGUGGCGUCAGCUGGAGCAAACGAGACCAUUAGCAUCUGGGAAGUUUUUGGCCCACCUCAGGCUAAUGAACCAAGAAGUUCAGGAUUGGAUAGCCUGUUAGCUUUCAGGGCAUCCCCUAUAAGAUAG
Molecule: messenger RNA, 1374 nt
Organism: Coffea eugenioides
Lineage: Eukaryota; Viridiplantae; Streptophyta; Magnoliopsida; Gentianales; Rubiaceae
Product: cell division cycle 20.5, cofactor of APC complex-like
Exons: 8
Coding region: 1-1374 (457 amino acids)
Biological process (GO): anaphase-promoting complex-dependent catabolic process; positive regulation of ubiquitin protein ligase activity; positive regulation of anaphase-promoting complex-dependent catabolic process
Cellular component (GO): anaphase-promoting complex
Molecular function (GO): anaphase-promoting complex binding; ubiquitin ligase activator activity; protein binding
Source: RefSeq, a predicted model, not a curated record